Molecule: messenger RNA, 2542 nt
Organism: Talaromyces proteolyticus
Lineage: Eukaryota; Fungi; Ascomycota; Eurotiomycetes; Eurotiales; Trichocomaceae
Product: fungal-specific transcription factor domain-containing protein
Exons: 2
Coding region: 149-2377 (742 amino acids)
Biological process (GO): positive regulation of transcription from RNA polymerase II promoter by galactose; DNA-templated transcription
Cellular component (GO): nucleus
Molecular function (GO): RNA polymerase II cis-regulatory region sequence-specific DNA binding; zinc ion binding; DNA-binding transcription factor activity, RNA polymerase II-specific
Source: RefSeq, a predicted model, not a curated record
CUAGAAAUUUCCGGGAAAUAUCCACCUUCCGUGAUGCUCGGUCCUUCACCCCGCACUUUGGGCUCUAUGAUGGAUGAAUGGAUCCAGCUCGUCACUCCCCACCCAGCUCGAUUAAAUUUAAUAUUCAUUUCCUGUGCAUAAUUUGAUCAUGUACUCAACCUUCACCAUCCUCCCCGACAGUAAUAACACCAGCCCCAGCCACGCCAACAACGCUUCUUCCUCCCGCUCCUCCUUAUCUGCGCCAACUUCCUCGCGUCCCAAACGAAACCAGGUUGCACGCGCCUGCGACUGGUGUAGGGUCCAUCGCAUUAAAUGCGACAGCAGCCUUCCAUGUCAAAACUGUCGGACACGGGGCGGCCAUUGUACCAAGAACGCGCGCGAAGUGCGUACCCUCCCCCAUGCGCUCAGAGAGAUUGAGCGUCUGCAGCAGCGCCUGCAGGAGCUCGAAGAACAGCUGGAAGCUACCGACGACCACGCAAACCGCAACCGACAUAAGUCGACCCCGAAGCGUGCUUGGGAUGGGAUUCACACCCGCUCGGCACACGCCUCACGGACUCAGUGGUAUGGAUCCUCGUCAGCCUUCUAUUUCAUAGGCCGCAUCAGCAGCUACCUGAGCACCGUGCUGGAACAGCCUCAGAAUGACCACAAUCUACAGCCCAACUCGGCUAGCCGCACCUUCACCAGUCCCAUCUCGCCCAAACAUGCCCUCGAAGAGCCGCCCUCGUCUUUCGCCGACGGGGCCGCCGGUUCGGAGACAUACUUGAACGCAAUCGAAGAAGAUUACUUCCUCAACCUGUUCUGGCAGUCGUAUCACCCUAUCUAUCAGAUCUUGGACGAAGCCGAGUUUCGAGAGCACUAUAAGUCUCUCUGGGCCCUCUCGCCCACUAUGCGGAAGUCAUCCGCGCUCGUCGACAUUGUCCUCGCACUCUGCAUGCAGUAUGGCGUCACCUCAGGCCAGGAAGAUGAUUCCGCCAUCGCCGCCUCUCGGCCUAGCGACUACGUCGACCUUAAUGAUGCGAGCAUCGCCGGUCGAUGGUAUUACCGCCGCUCACAAGCCCUCCUCACCUCUGACAUCGAAAGCCCCUCCAUAGCGACCCUCCAAUGCCACAUCUUCUCCGUUGUCUAUCUCUGCAACGCUUCCUUCCAGAAUAUGGCGCACGUUACCUUGGCACUCGCCGUGCGCAUGGCUCAUAUCCUAGGUCUGCAUUUAGAGCCGUCUACGAGCCUUCCUCGCGCUCAGCAAGAGUUGCGCAAACGGAUCUGGUGGACGCUAUAUACAGUCGAGAGCAAGACUUGUAUGAAACUCGGCAGACCGUGGUUAUCAUCCAACCAAACCUCCACAUGUAGCCUUCCAGCUGAUGAUCAUGAGUUGGCCCGCUUAUCUGUCUCAAACAUUGCGGCGUACGGUGACAAGGUGACCUGGUUGACCUACAGCCGGCUCUUGACGACGUUGGUGCUCACUACCGAGACGAUAUAUCUGGGCUUCUACGACAAAUGUGCUGGAAUCCAGGAUGCUGAGAACAUCAAAAAUAUGUACAACGACCCGUCCUAUCUCGAAGCCUCGGCCGAAUGGCUCCAUUCCCAACUGGAAAGCCUUCAGGACUGGCUCUAUAACGUUCCAGACGCGAUGAAGACCAAACGCAAAGAUUCUGGGAAGCCCUUUUCGACCGAUCAAUCAGCACUAGACCUGGAAAAGUACGCGCCGUCGUGGCUCCAACGUCAACGCUUGCUUCUGGAGCUUCUAUACCACAAUCUGACCAUGAACCUCUACCGGCCCUUCAUCUGCUUCCCGUCCGGUACUUCUCCGACCCCUGUCAAUCAACCUACCUCCGCGGCCGAUGACCAUGCCCUUUCUUGUGUCAGCCAUGCCAUCGCUAUUACACACAUUCUCCUCCAGACUCUGACGACCACAGAAAUUCUCAAGGGGUGGUAUGAAGCCUUUCAGUGGCAGUGGAAUGCCACCCUCUCCAUGGCUGGCUUCGUACUCGCCUAUCCGCUGCACCCGUCCACACCGGCUACCCGCGAUGCCCUCGACAGCGCCAUCACUGUAUUUGAGGUCUUCGGUGCCCACUUUGCUGUCGCUACUAACGCUGCCAACAUCACCCGGGGACUCGCUGCUAAGGCCGACUUACUCAGCGCUCGUUUCCACUCUGAUGUCACCUCGACACCGUCGUUCCUGAGCCAGAUGAAAGCCUUCCCGGGACCGGAUCGUGACCAUGAGGCGGGCAGUCUGGGGCCGAUGGAUACACCAUGGACAGAGUUCCAGAACACGUUGGCCGGAGAGAUGGGGUUGGCGUACAAUGUCGACUCGUUAUAUAGCUUUGAGCCGUUGUACGUGGGAUCAAGAAAUCUGGCUGAUGCAUGGAAUUUGACCUAGAUUCAACCUUUCCUCUUCUUUUCUACGUGUACUUCCCUUGUAGUUGUGAGCUGAAAAAGUCGAUCAACAUUACGAGCUACAUAGAUAUAGAGGCACGGUUCUAGUACGUCUCGUUACAUUUAUUCCAUAAAUCAAUCGAAUAAAGUGCUGGAUAUAUUUUUAGAC